AUGGGAAUGUUUGACUUAGGCCAUGGGUUAUUGUUGCAUCUUCUCUCUCAACUGCUGUUGCUGCUUCUAAUCAAACCAUCAGACGCCACAGAAUUGGCUUCGAACCAAAAGAGAACGGGUGAAGUUGCAGGGUUGCUAGCCUUCAAGAGAUCCUCUGUUGAAUCUGAUCCAAAUGACUUCUUAGCCAGCUGGACAGUCAAUUCCUCUAUUCCAUGCUCAUGGGUUGGCGUUUCUUGCUCUCUUGACGGCCAUGUAACAGCCCUCAACCUCAAUAACGCCGGUCUUAUUGGCAGCCUACAUCUCCCUCACCUCACUGCUGCCUUGCCAUUUCUCAGGCAUCUUAGUCUCCAAGGCAAUUCAUUCUCUGCUGGUAAUCUCUCUGCCUCCACUGCUACUCCUUGCGCUCUUGAGUUUCUUGAUCUCUCCUCCAACAACAUCUCUGAUCCUCUCCCAUCAAAUUCCAUCAUUUUGUUGUGUGAUCGUCUGGCUUAUGUUAAUCUCUCUUACAAUUCUAUUCCUGGUGGCACUCUCCAAUUUGGUCCUUCUUUGCUGCAGCUUGACGUCUCUCGCAAUCGUAUCUCUGAUUCGACCUUAUUGAACUAUUCUCUCUAUAGCUGCCAGAACUUGAAUCUUCUUAAUUUCUCAGAUAACAUACUCACAGGUCAACUUAAAGCUACUCUAGUUUCUUGCAGGAAUUCUCCAUCGUCUCUCAAGCAUCUAGAUCUCUCUCACAACAACUUUUCUGGCAACUUCUCCCGUCUGGACUUUGGGAAUUGCAGCAAUCUUUCUUUGCUCAGUUUGUCACAAAACAGACUUUUUGGAACUGGGUUUCCAAAUAGCAUGAGCAACUGCGAGGUCUUGGAGACACUGGACCUCUCCCAUAAUGAGCUGCAAUUAUCAAUUCCUGGUGCCUUGCUGGGAAGGUUGAAGAAUUUGAGGCAGCUAUCUCUCGCUGAAAAUCAAUUCUUUGGAGAUAUUCCUCCUGAGUUAGCACAGAUCUGUGGGAAUCUGCAGGAUCUGGAUCUAUCAGCGAAUAAACUUACUGGUGGCUUGCCGCUGAAUUUUAUAUCAUGUUCUUCUUUGGAGAGUCUUAACCUUGGCAAUAAUCACCUCUCAGGAGAUUUUCUCGCUACUGUUGUCAGUAAUCUUCAAAAUCUGAAAUAUCUUUUUGUACCAUUCAACAACAUAACUGGUCCUGUGCCGCUAUCUCUCACAAAUUGUACUCAAAUUCAAGUGCUUGACCUUAGUUCUAAUGGCUUUACUGGGAGGAUCCCUUCUGAGUUCUGCUCCUUCUCAAACCCCUCUAAGCUGCAGAAAAUACUUCUGGCCAACAAUUACCUAUCAGGGGAGGUGCCUUCAGAGAUUGGAAACUGCAAAAACCUGAGAAUAAUUGAUUUUAGUUUCAACCAUCUGCAUGGUCUGAUUCCCCGCGAGAUUUGGACCCUGCCCAGUCUUUCUGACUUGAUUAUGUGGGCAAAUAACCUUAUAGGUGAAAUUCCAGAAGGUCUUUGCAUGAAUGGAAGCAAUCUUGAGACAUUGAUUCUCAACAACAAUCUCAUCACUGGAAGCAUUCCACAGUCCAUUGGCAGUUGCACAGAUAUGAUUUGGAUUUCACUUUUCAGCAACCAACUUACUGGGGAAAUCCCUCCCAGUAUUGGAAAUCUGGGUAACCUUGCUAUACUCCAACUGGGUAGCAAUUCACUCACUAGACAAAUACCACCAGAGCUUGGCAAGUGUCAAAGCCUCAUAUGGCUUGACUUGAACAGCAACAACCUUACCGGCCCCCUCCCGCCUGAGCUUGCAGACCAAGUUGGACUAAUUGUUCCUGGAAUUUUUUCCGGAAAGCAGUUUGCAUUUGUAAGAAAUGAAGGUGAGACAUCUUGUAAAGAAGCUCCAUUGCUUAUUGAAUUUGAGGGGAUUCGAGCAGAGAGUCUAGAAAAUUUUCCUAUGGUACACUCGUGUCCAACCACCAGAAUUUACUCUGGCAAGACAAUUUAUACAUUUGAUAGCAAUGGCAGCAUGGUAUACCUUAAUCUCGCUUACAAUUCCCUGUCAGGGAAUAUCCCUGACAAGUUUGGUUCCAUGAACUAUUUGCAGGUCCUAAACUUGGGCCACAACAAGAUAACUGGAAAUAUUCCUGAUACUUUUGGAGGUUUGAAAGAAAUUGGUGUUCUGGAUCUUUCUCAUAAUAAUCUUCAAGGAUUUAUCCCAGCAUCUUUAGGGACUGUCUCAUUUCUUAGUGAUCUGGAUGUCUCUUACAACAAUCUCUCUGGUCCAAUCCCUAGUGGUGGUCAGCUUACCACGUUCCCAGCAUCCAGAUAUGAGAACAAUGCUGGCCUUUGUGGGGUCCCAUUGUCCCCUUGUGGCUUUGCAGGCAGCUCCCCAAAUUCUUACUUGCGACAAGAGAAGCAGUCUUUGAUAGAAGAAAUGGGUUUUGGCGUCCAAUUCUUUCUCACAUUCUCGGUCGCAUUUUUUAUCAGUUUCUUGGUCGCAUUUUUCAUCAGCAUCAAAAUGGGCAACGGCAAGGGGAAGACUGGAAGAGCACCUUGA
Messenger RNA from Hevea brasiliensis (rubber tree), 2550 nucleotides. Its product is annotated as serine/threonine-protein kinase BRI1-like 1. Gene Ontology annotation, molecular function: protein binding. Bases 1 to 2550 code for a protein of 849 amino acids. Lineage: Eukaryota; Viridiplantae; Streptophyta; Magnoliopsida; Malpighiales; Euphorbiaceae. The transcript is spliced from 2 exons. The record is from RefSeq and is a predicted model, not a curated record.